AUGCGACGUUGCCGGCGGGAGCGCGCAGUACGUGAAGUUUUGCAAUGCUUUAAGCAGGCAUUUCUCAGACCGCGGAGGACGUUGAUAAUGUCUGUCGCUGCGGCAUAUAAUAGUCGAAGUGAGAAUUCUUCGGAUGGCGAUGUUGGGAUUACGGACGAUGAGAUGGAGGGGCUGCUGACAGAACUCGAGACAGCGAAGAAUAUGUUAAAGUCUACGCUUCAAUGCAAGAGCUGCGGGAAACGGCUGGUGAUAGGCAAAAAGCAGGCCACCGUGCAGUACUGUGACUGCAAGGAUGGUCACCCCGCAGAGGAGUCAAUAGACGGCUGGGUGCCGUUCAUGGAGGCGGAAGACGUUAUAAUUUGGCGUAAAGAAUACAAGACCGGUCAAGGCCUCUAUGCAUACAAAGUUUACGGUCGGUACCCGGAAGUGAACGCGCGCGAUUUUGCCGCAGUACAACUGGACGGUGCGUACCGUCGGGCGUGGGACGCUGCAGUCGCCGCACUAGCCGUGGUCCAGCGUUCCGCGAAGGGAGUGCAAGGACAGACCAUUCUGCAUUGGGAGGUCUUGUGGCCGAGACUCUUCGCGAACAGAGACUACGUAUACAUCAGACGGCACAAGGAGUUUGAUGUCCACAACGAACCCCUCACACGAACCGACAAAACCAAUGUCGAUUCCAAUGUAUGUACGUUAAACCCCAACGAAACACCAAGCGUGCACGCGAAAGCGAAACGGAAAGCUAUGGAGAACUAUGAGAAAGAAAGAGAGGACAGUAGGACGGAGUUCGUCGACAAUAAAGUGUAUAUAAUAGUGUCGAGGUCUUGCGAACAUCCAGACGUUCCGGAGACGAAGCACGCUAUACGAGUGGUGGAGUAUUGGAGUCAUAUGGUGGUGAAGACCCUCGAGGGAGCUGAUAAGGCUGGGAUGGAGUUCGUGCUGACGUAUUACGACGAGCCGGCGGUGGGUGGGCUGCCGGGCGGCGUAGCCGCCUGGGCGUCGGGCCGCGCCGCGCCCGCGUACCUCGAGCGCAUGCGGGCCGCCGCACAGCGCUACCGACACUGGUCGCAGCAGGAAAUGCCGGAUUUCACACCAUUAGAUCCGGAUCUGGUAAAUAACCAAAAGGAGAAAACGGUUGAGCAAAUCAACGAAGAAGAUAUGGAGUCUUCUAAAGAAGGCCCUGAGAUGGAAAACGCCGAGAGCAAAAGUGAUAAAAGUACACAAACAGAAGAAAUCAAUAAAACAGAAGUAGAAGAGUGCAAGCAGAAAGUGGAAGGAGACGACAUCGCAGAUGCAGAAGGAAAAAAUAAUAUUAACGAAGCUGAAGCAAAAACUAUAGAAGUAAGGAACGAAAUAACUAAUGACAGAGAGAAAAAAGAGGUAAUAGAAGAUAAGAUAGGAGAAAAUACCAGAGAACAGUGUGAGAUGGCUAAGGCCAAAAGCAGGACGUCUACAGAAAUGUGA
Messenger RNA from Parnassius apollo (apollo), 1458 nucleotides. The record is from the annotation of a GenBank genome assembly. Lineage: Eukaryota; Metazoa; Arthropoda; Insecta; Lepidoptera; Papilionidae.